UGGAGCCAGAGUUCAAGUAUGUUGGAAACAUGCAUGGGAACGAGGUGCUGGGCCGUGAGCUGCUGCUGCAGCUCUCUGAGUUCCUGUGUGAGGAGUACCGCCGGGGCAACGAGCGGAUCACCCGCCUCAUCCAUGACACGCGCAUCCACAUCAUGCCCUCCAUGAACCCCGACGGGUACGAAGUGGCUGCCAAGCAGGGCCCAGACAGCAACGGGUACUUGACGGGGAGGAACAAUGCCAAUGGAGUGGAUUUGAACCGCAACUUCCCUGACCUCAACACAUUCAUGUACUACAGCAGGGAAAUCAGCGGACCGAAUCACCACAUCCCACUGCCUGACAACUGGAAAAGCCAGGUGGAGCCGGAGACAUUGGCUGUGAUCCAGUGGAUCAGCAGCUACAACUUUGUGCUCUCAGCCAACCUGCACGGUGGAGCGGUGGUGGCAAAUUACCCCUAUGACAAGUCUCAAGAUCAGCGCCGGCGCACAGUCAACACGCCUACCCCUGAUGACAAGUUGUUUCAGAAGCUGGCCAAGACCUACUCAUAUGCCCACAGCUGGAUGUACCUUGGCUGGAACUGUGGGGACUACUUUGCCGAUGGCAUCACAAAUGGGGCGUCCUGGUACUCACUUAGCAAAGGCAUGCAGGACUUUAAUUACCUCUACACCAACUGCUUUGAAAUCACCCUGGAGCUCAGCUGUAAUAAGUUUCCCCCUGAGGAGGACCUGGAGCGGCAGUGGAUGGCCAACCAGGAGGCCCUUGUUGCUUUCAUUGAAGAGGUUCACCAGGGCAUCAAAGGGAUGGUGUCAGACGAGAACAACAAUGGCAUUGCAGGAGCAGUGAUUUCUGUCCAGGGAAUCAGCCAUGACAUCACCUCUGGUGAUAUGGGGGAUUAUUUCCGGCUGCUGCUGCCUGGCACUUACACUGUCACAGCCUCUGCAGAGGGGUAUCAGCCCCAGAUGGUGACAACAACAGUGGGACCAGCUGCCCCUUCAUUGGUGCAUUUCCAGCUCAAACAAGAAGUGGUGAGGAAGCCCCCAGAGCGUAAAGCCUUGGGUACACGCAUGAACAACAAAGCCCUUCAGAAGAAGGUCGUGCCAAGAGCCACCCACCGGGGGACCCAAAGAUGAGGACAGCUCACUUGGCUGAGAGUGGGGGGAAGCCGUUUAUAGGAGGCCUGGCUGAUGACUCCAGCCAGUGACCUUUCCAACAGUCCAUCAUGAAACUAGCCCAAAUUAUUAGGUUAUUAAACAAGGAAGUAUUUAAUCC
Acanthisitta chloris (rifleman) is the source of this 1266-nucleotide messenger RNA. It is a transcript of the gene CPN1, whose product is annotated as carboxypeptidase N, polypeptide 1. Gene Ontology annotation, molecular function: zinc ion binding; metallocarboxypeptidase activity. The record is from RefSeq and is a predicted model, not a curated record. Gene Ontology annotation, biological process: proteolysis. NCBI's taxonomy places the organism in Eukaryota, Metazoa, Chordata, Aves, Passeriformes, Acanthisittidae.